Gryllus bimaculatus (two-spotted cricket) is the source of this 1101-nucleotide messenger RNA. The record is from the annotation of a GenBank genome assembly. NCBI's taxonomy places the organism in Eukaryota, Metazoa, Arthropoda, Insecta, Orthoptera, Gryllidae.
AUGCCGAAAAAAGGGAAGAAAGGGAAGGAGAAGGUGUCGCUGGAGGACUUCGACACGACGCCCAUGUCCAAGGAGCAGCUGGUGAAGCUGUGCGUCCGCCUCCAAGAGGAGACGAAGCGAGAGCAGGCGGAGCGCAACUUCUUCAUGAUGGAGCGGGACAAACUGCGCGCCUUCUGGGAGGUGACGCGCAAACAACUGGACGACGCGCGCGCGGAGCUACGAAAAUCUGGCUAUCCAGCGUAUCAUGCUUUCAGAGACAAAGAUCAUCGCCUGGACGAUGACGAUAUGGCGCGACUCUCCGAGAUCAAGUUCCACGAGCAGAAGAUUCUGUUUACGAUGCUGGAGUACCAGACCAGCAUUGCAAAAAUGAAGAUUGAGAACAUGGAAGUGCUCAAUAAAGCACAACAAGACAUCUGGGCGGAUGUGGUGUCGCUGCGCCUAGACAAUGAAGACACGGCAGAAGAAGCGGCUAUUAUGACAGCUAAGCAACAAUGGUCUAUUCAGGACGCAAACAUGGAGCACAGCGCCGAGGUGACGCGGAAGCGCGACGAGCACGUGGUGACGGUGGUGGACGUGAGCGGCCACUUCGAGCGCCAGGUGACCGUCGUGCGCGCGGAGGCGAGCGAGCGCCACCGCCUCGAGCUGGCGGCCAUGGCGGAGCUGCAGCGCGUGCAGACGGAGCUUCUGCUCCAGAGCCACGCCCUGGCUCUGACGGACCUGAAGAAUUACUACAACGAGAUCACGCUGAACAACCUAUCGCUGGUGGCGACGCUCAAAGACGAGUGCGGAGAGCUCCGCGAGCGGGAAGAUCGUGCGGUGCAGCUGGCGCGGGCGCUGCGCGCCGAGAACAAGAUGCUGGCGGGCCCGCUGCGCGAGGCACGCGAGGAGCUGGCGGAGCUCGGCCGCCAGAUGCAGAACUUCGAGAGCGACCAGAUCGAGCUGGAGCGCGCCACCGCCCACGCCCACGCCGCAGAGAAGGAGCUGCGCGACGUGAAAUGGGAGAUGGACGUCAUGCAGAUCCUCCUCGACAAGGUGCAUGAGGAGCGCCUCGCGCUCGAAGAGGAGCUGACGAAGGCGCAAGCGGAACUGAAGCUGCACUGA